This is a messenger RNA of Aspergillus mulundensis, 2526 nucleotides long. RefSeq lists its product as uncharacterized. NCBI's taxonomy places the organism in Eukaryota, Fungi, Ascomycota, Eurotiomycetes, Eurotiales, Aspergillaceae. The record is from RefSeq and is a predicted model, not a curated record. The transcript has 5 exons. The coding region runs from base 1 to 2526 and encodes 841 amino acids.
AUGGAUUUUUGGUCUCGGAUUAUAGGCGGCUCCCGCUCGUUGUCAAAGAGCCCUCGAGCUUCCUCCCCCACGGAGCGAUUGACAGCCUUUAAGCGGACAUGCAACACCCUGCAGCAAAUAUGGCGCUCCAGCAAUUCGACAGCAGCGGAACAAGCAGCCAUCGUACACGCGCGCCAUUGCAUCGAGCGCCUCAAUUCUGUUCUGGGCGAUGAAUCUCGCGGCCCUGCACCCCAUCCAUGUCUUGCCUACGCCGCAUCCUCUCAGAUCUUCGUUACCGUCACCAAACUCGCACUUUCGUCCUACGAUGAGGCUAUGCUCCGCUCGGCGACGGUCCUCUUCAAUACCCUAAUAGAUUCGGAGGUUGAUGGAGUGGUCGAUAACAGGUUGUUUGCGCGUGCACUGGUAGAUCUCGUCCGUCGUGCAGAUAAGAAGUCAGCAGAUAUUGAGGGAAGGCUGGUGGAGCUGCUGUUUGGCGUUGCGAACAACAUCCGUCUCCAGCCCAACAUCCUUCCUGCGUGGUUUGCUCCCCGAACGGACGAUGAGGAUCAGAGUACUGGUAGUGUCGAGUUCGCGGGCACGAUGAGAACGGACGAUUUCCCGUUGUUCUACCUAUUAGUGGAAUGGGUGCACCAUGCGGGGAGGGCGGGCGAUUUCGCUCGAACGGGGCUUCUUUACUUGAUAGAGACAGCGUCGCGGUCGAAGGAUCUCGAGCGAUGGUUGAUCGAGAGUGAUCUGGCUACUCUGAUGGCAACUGGGCUAGGUGCUUUAUACAGUCAGCUGGGCAGCUUAACCUCUAGUCUGGAUGUAGAGCCCGAGGUACCGCAUAUCAUAUCGCACUCCGAUCAUGCAGAGCAGGAGACAGCACUUCCGCCUGCACUCGGCGCAUCGAUGGAUUCGUUCAUGGCUUACCUCUUGUUCUGGCAAGAUACUAUUGAUCACUGUAAAUCAGCCGAGGUGGUCGCCACCUUGUUAGACCACUUCCAGGUUUUAUUUCUCGAACAACUACUAUACCCUUCAUUGCUCGAAUCGUCUGAUGUUGAGGGCGGCUCAACAGCGGCAGUACUCACUUACCUUUAUCGCAUUCUCGCUUCAGUGGAUCAGGAUGACCUGGUUCAACGGAUCCUACUCUUCCUACUUGCGUCACCUUCUGGCUCGGACGUACACGAAAAGAAGAAGAAUAUGUCAGCCAGUCGGCGGAAAUCUCUAGACGUGCUUGCUGCCUUUUCAGAAGAAGCAGCUCGGCCAUCGCCGUCCCUUUUCAACUUAAGGGAUCUUGUCCUCCUUGGACUUCAGUCACCUAAUCGGCAGACUGUCCUGGCUACAUUGCGGCUACUGACUGUUAUUCUGCAGCGAUAUUCCUCCUUUGCGACGUCCUUGAUCCGUACUAACCCCGGGCAGCCCGCCAAACAACGGACGAUUGGAGCGUUGAAUGCGGAACUAGGCCAACUUCUGACCCUGGCCACCUCGAUUAUUGAUGAGCCAACAUUGGACCAGUCGUUCGAUAAUUACCUCAAAGAUGCAUCGUGGAUCCUUGAAUCCCGAUUGUGCAUACCCCUGCCGGAUAACGGCUCGGAAAAUCUUCCCCUUGAGAUUCGUCAAGAAGACCCGAUAUUUCGCCAGUUGUUGGGUUGUUUAGAGAACUUUUUUACCAACACUGUGAUAGUCAACCUGGCUUUGACGGAAGUCCUGAUGAGCAUCGCUUCCUCUCACCUUAUGGCACUUGACGGAUGGUUGCUUGUAGAUCCUGCAAAGUACGAGUAUGCCAGGGUUGAUGGCGUUUCAGAAGAGGACGAUAGCUCGACAGAUAUACUCAACCAGGUUCACAGUGUAUAUCGACAACCCAGCUGGUCAUCCACAGAUACACCUGCGCUCACCGCUCUUCUACACAGACUUGUCGACAGAGUCCAAGAAUGGCGAAAACAGAUUCCCGACUUUGAUAUUCUGAUAGCCGCACGUCGAGGCCUGCUGCACGAGGACGAUGAACCGUCCGACCCCCUUGGGCAGGGACCCGGAACUCCUGCUACACGCUCUGCUGACAGAUCUUCUACGCCGAGAACGCCGCAGUUAGGUACCGACCAAGGGGCACCGCGUGGCAGACGUGACCUGCGAAAUCUUACGUCUCCGCAACGCAGCAAUGUCGGGUCUCCAUUACAAGAAAAUGCUGCAAAUACACUACACUCGCCUCCGCCCCGCGACGCCUCGGAGGCUCGUUCGGCUGCCGAAGAGCUACGCAAGCGAUUAUCAGCACCCUUCUUGCUAGAUGAUCGACCGAGCAGCGCCAAUGGCUCGACUGAGAACGGCGGGCAGGGGGCGGCACAGACAGAUCCAGAGGUAGCGAUCAUAGAUGAUGAGGAGGAGCACAAACCGAAGGACGCUAGUGCAACUCUCGGCCACGUCCUCACCAACGUUGUGAUUCUGUACGAAUUCCUCCUGGAGAUCUCAGCAGUGGUGCAGGCUCGCGGCACUCUUUUCGAGGAAGCCGGCUUCCAAGGAGUAGGCCUGUCUGUGCAAGUUGACGACCUCUAG